AUGGAUCGGACUGUCCAUUGCAUUGACUUCUAUGACUGCGCCAAUGGGCUGGGUGAGUGUGUCUUUUUCUGGUGUCUGUAGUAUUGUGGAGGGGUGAAAAAAGGGGACUGAGAAAUAUGGAGCUUUGAAGGGUGCUUUCCCUGUUUUACUUUGCUUUCCAGAAGUCCCUAAUGCCAAGAUUCACUCUAUCUGCUGCAGGCAGUCCAUUGCUAAUUGUCCGUCUGUGGGGAAACAUUAGGAAGGCUACCUUAAAUUAACAUUUUGUUAAAGUCGACGCCUAUGAUUGUUUGACACCCUUUUUGUACAGCAGGACUGAGACGGUUCAGGCCCAGAGGCUGAAUGUGGUCCUCACAACUCUGCCUUAAUCACAGCCAAUCCCCAAACCGCGCCCCGUCACUGGUCUUGCUCCCUGCCCGCUUUCCGUGCAUUCGCAGUGAUGCUUGCUUAACCUGGAUGGAAGAUAGAGACUUGUGGGUGUGCAGAAAUCUCUGGGUUGUAUGUGGCUGGCAUGUAGCGUACUGAAGUUGCACCCAUCACCCUGGCCACGUUUGCCUCUGGCCCUGCCCACCAGGGGCAUGUGGUACCCAAGGGGAUUUGACCCUUUGGCUGGAAACUGCCCCCCAUCCCUAUUACACAGCACUGUAAAACACCAGACAUCCUUGCUUGUUGCAUUAUGACUAUCCCUUACAGCCUUUCUCAACCUGUGGGUCCCCAGAUGUUGUUGAACUACAACUCCCAUCACCCCUAGCUAGCAAGGCCAGAGCUCAGGGAUGAUGGGAGUUGUAGUCCAACAACAUGUGAGAACCCACAGGUUGAGAACCGCUGAUCCAUGACCAGUGGCAGAGGAAGAGGGGUGCGGUGGGUGCGGUCCGCCCUCGGUGUCAUCACUGAGGGGGGGUGACAAAAAUACGAGUUUUUGGUUUAUGGGCUCACAAAUUUUUUUAGUUCAGUCCAGAAAUGUAACGAAACAUGGCUGGUACUGGGUGCCACACUGUGGCACUUACCGCGGGGCCUGCAGUGUGCCUGAGCCACACAUCUCUACUGGGAGUGACGUGGUGGCUUGCAGACUCCGCGCUGAAAUGGCAGCGUGGGGCUCAUGUCUGCCCAUUGCCUCUCCCUCAGCUGCCCUACAGCUGAGGGGGAGGCGGAGGAGAGGGUCCACGCAGUGCGCCCCACCCCUAUGGCUGGUUUGUCCCACCCCCAUGGCCGGCUCACUCCACCCCUGGCUGCAGGAUGCGCACACCGCACCAGUCACCCGAGUGGCUAGCUACGCUGCUGUCCAUUACCCAGACAUGGCGGAGGAAUCAACAGGGUUUAGGAGCAGACCCGUGGUGUAAACAUGUAUGGAGAUUGGCUAUAUCUCAGAAAGUAACUCAUAAUGUAAUGGGGCUGAAAGGAAAGGGGUGUGUGUGUAUUUGGUGGCAGUUUAUUUUAUAAACUACGGAAAAACAUUUAUUAUUAUCAGCCACAUCACUGCAAAUGUGGAUGUCAUGACUAUGCAUACUUAUGAAUACUUUAGUUGGAGAAGGUGAUUGUGCUGGUCCCGGGGGGAAGGUUACCGUUGGCGUGGUCAAAGUCCGGUCCUGGGUCACGAGUCUGGAAACAGUUCACAAAGAGCGAGGCGGGGUCCGAAGCAGGAAGCCGGGCGGGGACGGGAACUCUGGGGGAACAGGACUGGGUCCGGGCAGAAGCAGGUAUUCAACGACGUUGCUCCUGCAACCUGGGACCGGGCUGACUGGCCUUUAUCUUCUCUGAGGGCAGGGGCGGUCCCAGCUCCCAGGAGACCCGCCUCUCCGGGCCUUAAGGCGAGCACUCCUCCUGGGAGAAACCAGUUCCCUCCGCCUCUCUGCCCUGAGCCUCUGCAGCUCAGGAGAGGCUGGAGGGUUACUGGACCCAGGGGGAGACUCACCUUCCCCUGACAGGGCUGGGAGACGCGCACCUGUAGGCACUGUGUCCUCAAUCACCUCCGGAGCCAGAGUGGAUUCAUCUGGUGUCUGCUCCUGAAGAUCCGGCACAGGUGCAGGCACUUCAGAUCCAAGGCCCCUGCCCCAGCUCAGCCGGCCCUGGAGGCGGGGACUCCUGUGCAGGCUGGGGUUUCUCCGGUUCAGCCUCUGAAUCGGAUUCCCAGGCCAUCACAGUGAUCUCACUGGGGAUGGGUGUUUUCAUACAAUGGUUCUGAACAACGUAGGAUAAUUUUUUAUAAAAACCACAGGGUAUCAUAAAGACAUGAAUACUUUUUCAGUCACUGGCAAGCUUGGGAGGAGGCCAGGCUUUGUUUGUGCUAUUGCUUAUGUUUACGCCUAAUUUGUCUAGUUGUAUAUUUGUAGAAGCUGUAAAAAUUACUUUAAAAUGAAACAUCAUAGAAAUUCCUCCAGAGGAAGGACCAAAGCUCCAUGGCAGAGCAUCUGCUUUGCCUGUAGAAGCUCCCAGGUUCCAUCCUUCGCAUCUCCAGGUAGGGUUGGGAAUCUUCCUUGCCGGAGACUCUUGGGAGAAACUGCCAGUAGACAAUACUGAGCUAGAUGGACCAGUGACCUGACUCAGUGUGAAGCAGCUUCCGAUGUUGCACUGCAUUAUGGCUUUGUAGUCUUUGAUGCCUUCUGGUCCAGGACAAAGGGAAAGCACACCACUUGUGGGUCAGCAGCAUCUCCUGUCCUCAGCACUGGUUCAUUCUUGGAGAUGCUGGGACAGGUGAAGGAGAUGUCAGAAGAAUCAGCAUCUCCAGGUAGGGCUGGAAAUGAUCCCUGCCUGACACACCUGAGAAGCACUGCCAGUCAGUUAAAACAAAUACUGAACUAAAUAGGCCAGUGGUCUGGCUCAGUAUAUAUUAAGACAGCUCCUUAUAUUUCUGUGCAGCUGCUAUGUUUUGAGUAGUGUCAAUGAUGACAUGCCAAAGUCUGGAAGUAGUGCAACCUGACUACUGGGCAUGGUGCUGUCAUUCACACAACCACUCACUCUUGGCACAGCACUUUUAAAAGACACACUGAGUUAAAAACAUGGUUGCUGUGUCCACAGACUUUGUAGGAUAGACCAGGAUAUUAUAUCUACUCUCUGUUGUGCAGAGUGCAGCUGGUAAUCUGGAAUUAACUCCCUGAACCUAAAUUCCACGAGUGUCUUAGAGAUCUGCACUGAUCAUUUAAUUGGAAAUUAGUUACCAUAGAGAGGUGGCAGUUAAACAAUGUUUUUUUCUGAAAAGCUGAGAUCCAAUUAUCCUAACCUUCAUCUUCUUAGAUCUAAGCUUAACUUCAUUUCACCUAUAGCCAAAUCCUCACCCCAGGCGAAGGAAAAGAUGCUACAGAGACUGGAAAGCAAAACAAAGAGAUUAAGCCAAAUGUAAUUAAAUAUAGUUGUCUUAGUCACAGAUCUGGGUUGCUGUUCCAGAGUGCAAGAGGACAAUUCUAGUGCAUGAAAUAAACAGGCCAAAAUAUUGUGUUGUGUGUGUGUGUGUUGCAAUUGCAUGCAAGAAAUGGAGGUAAAUGGCAAAACCUGGAAUUGAGUGCAGCAUUUUGGAAAUCUCAGUUUUAUUUUUAUUUUUUAAGUUUCUAGUCUUUAUAAGUGUGCAAGCAACAUCUGCUGAAAUAUUAAGUGGGAAGGGGUGGGUGACUAAGGACCACUUGGCACAUUGUGAUAGUUGUGGGAAAUGCCAGGGUUGCACUAGCCUAAUCCUAUAGAAAAUAUGCGCCUUGCAAGCAUCAUGCACUUCUCACAGUUGUGUGUUUCCGUCUUUAAAAUAUAGGUGUCCACACACAUCUGGGAACUCCACCAGGCUUGCCCCAAUAUAUAAAGAGAAGGUGGUAUCCCACUAACUCAUUCCAUCCAUGCAAUGAUUUAUGCUUGCACCAUGGAACUUCCCCUCCUUCUCCUUCCCCAGUGAGUCCACUAAAUCUGUUCUGGGAGUUCCCCAACCCUCAGAGCAGAUCUGGGAAGAGGAUGGGAGAAGUUCCAUUGUACAAGGACAAACCCUUAUGCUGGUAUAAUGUGCACUGCCUUGGAUACAACCCUGACUGUUGUUGCUCUAUACCUAUUGGUCUGCAAACGUCAUUCAGGUGCUCUGCAGGCACUCCAUUCACCUCCCAGCAGUUCAGUAUGCUGCUGCCAUCGUAGUGGCUGGGCUGCAGUGUGCACAAGACAGGUGCCCCCCUGGGGAAUGCUGCUUCUGCCACCGGUAGCCAAACAUGUAGCCAGCCUGAGUUUCCCACUGCCCUUCUACCAAGGCAUCAUCUGGAGAGGCAAACCUCAAAAAGGGUGGUGGUGGGUGAGCUGUUAAUGUUAAGCUCUCCCUUCAUAGGAAACCCCCUUGCUUUCCUGGCCUGAAAUCACUGAAGUCUCCCCUUUCCCCACAGCUGGGAGAGUGCCCAGUUUAGAGGAGGAGAAGGUGGAGUUGCCACCACAGGCUUUUCCCACACAGUGGUGGGCUAAGCAGCUUGCAGGCCUGCUGCUGUUGCUGUAAUGCCUUGAAGGGCAAGGGACAUGGCUGGUACCCUCCUGGCCCCGGGCUACAUUGCUAUGGUGAUCUCCCAGCAGAUGACCAGGAUGGAAGAGGAGUACCAGCAGCAUCCUGGCAAAUUGCAGGACAUGGGUGAGGAGCUGCAGCAGGACGUAGACCAGCUUGCCCUGCCACGGCUGCUCAGUUGGGUGGAAGAUGCUGGGUGUGGCCAGCCAAUCAGGGAAGGAGAGCAGGGGUAACCAGCAUUCCAGCUGCCCUUCACUAAGUCCCAUCAAAUGGCUCUGGCUCCACACCCUCUUCAUAUACAGUGGACGCUUGGGUUGUGAACGUGAUCGGUGCAGGAUGCAAGUUCGCAACCUGCAGCGUUCGCAACCUGCGUCUGCGCACACGUGGGUUGUGAUUUGGCACUUCUGCACAUGCACAAAGUGCAAUUUAGUGCUUCUGCGCAUGCGCAACUGCCAAAACCUGGAAGUAACCUGUUCCGGUACUUCCGGGUUUCGGCAGUCUGCAACCCGAAAAAAUGCAACCUGAAGUGGCUGUAACCCAAGGUAUGACUGUACUCGGUUUGGGAUCCCCUUUACUUUCCCACAGGCUUCCUUCCUUUCCUGUGAAAAUGGGUGUUUGUGUAAAGGGGGUGCAGAACAGAGGGGAAGGAUGCAUGGAUAUGGGAGCAAAGGUGAAAACGGGGGUGCCAAGUGGAGCAUCAGAAUGGAAGAGAGAAGCGGCUUCAGAAAGUGAAACUUAGUGCUUACAUUGGAUGGGAAGGGGAAGUUCUGGGGCACUGAUUUCCAAAGUGGGGUGUGCCACCCACUGGGGGGGCACUGGAAUUACCUAGGGGGACAUUAAGAGGCAACUGGGUGGCAAGAGGCACUGGAAAUGUAAACGACUAACCGACUUUGAGCAGCUGGCAUCACUGAAUGAAGUUCAUCAAUUUGGCUGACUUAAUUAGAUUAGAUAGUUUUAAUUGGAAUUUGAAUAAAUGUGCUAUUGAUUGUUUGAUUGAUUUUUUUUUUUGCAUCUUUCUUAAUGGGUUGUGCAAACUGCUAUUCUGAGUAAUGUUUUUUUUAAGGAACCAAGGGGGAAGUGGUCGAAGAAAGUUUGGGAGCCACCACUCUAGGGGGCAAGUGGGGUGAGCAAGGGGCUCUGUUGUGUGUGUUGUGUCCCCAUCAUUUCAGUUCAAUAUUGGGCUAUUGCAGAGUAAAGGAAGGUAACAGACAAAACAGACCCUUCCAAAAUGUGUAAAUGGGAAGGGGUGAAGUUCAGUGAUAUAUCAUCUGAUUUGCAUUCCUCAGUUCAAUCCACAACAACUCCAAGUAGGACUAGGAGAGAGCCAUACCUGGAAUUCUGGAGAGCAGCUGCCAGUCAGUAUAGGAGGGUCUUGUUGGCUCAGCCUGUGGGCAUGCCCUCCCAUCAGAUAUCAAACAGAUGGAUAACUAUAUGACUUUACGAAGACAUCUGAAGGCAGCUCUGUACAGGGAAGCUUUUAAUGGCUGAUAUUUUACUGUGUUUUUAAUAUUUUGUUGGGAGCCACGCAGAGGGGCUGGGGCAGCCCAGUCAGAUGGGUGGCAUAUAAAUAAUAAAAUUGUUAUCGCUAUUGGGCAUGACCAAGCUAGAUGAACCAGGAGUCUUGACUCCAGGUGAGUUCUUUCCUAGGUGGCUCAGACUGAAACUUUCUGUACCCAACAAGAGCAAUUCAAUAAGCGUGUCCUUAUAUUUGUUAGGCAUGAGCAGAUCAGUCACUUUGAUCUUGGCUUCGCAGAAUACCUCCAAGCAAAACAUGUUUGUCAAUGGUGUUGAUUCCUUGGUUCAGUUGCCUCUCGUGCUGUGUGUGUUGUGUGUGGUUGUAAUAGACAGAUGCUCAGUGUCUGUGGGCUUCCUUCCGUCUGUUAACACAUCUAUUUGUGUCUUGGAUUGAGAGCAAGGAAGUCUGAUCUCGCUGGCUCUCACUGACUGGCUGAUUUGUUAAUUAAAACCAGCAUUCAUAAUCCCACAGCCUUCAGCCCAGACUCCAAGAAAUUAGAAUUUAAUGAGCCUUUGAUAAAUUGCAUUUUUGCCCUUUUCCUGCCAGGCAUUUCUGUGUCAAAUCUCAUGUUUUUAGUUUAUCCAUUCACCAGCAGAGAUCUCAGGGCAGCUUACACAUCCAAACAAUCAGAACCACAAAUUCCACAUUAAAUAGUAAAAUAUAAAACAAAAUUUAAAAAAAAAAACCCAGUAGAGAGUUCAUUUCAUUGAAACAGUCCAAUUGUUUAAAAAAAAAUCACCAGAAAUUCUAAAUGACCAAAAGCCAAGUUGUGUCGCUUGUACCCAAAGGCUGAGUACACACCAUGUGCUUAAAGCACAUUUUUAUUGCUGCCGGGGGUGUGUGUGUACUUGUUACCCAGAGUUAUUCAACAAUCAAUCCCUCUUCAGAAGGAACUCUGGGAAUUGUAGUUCUGUGAGGGGAAGAGGGGUCUGCUAACAGUUCUCAGCAUCCUUAACACAGUUGCCAUAAUACUUUGAGGGAAGCCAUGGCUGUUUAAAGUGGGAUCGUAGUGCUUUAAAUGUAUGGUAUGAAUGAGGUCUCACUUUCUCAUUUUUCUCAUCUUAUGUUCUGUUCUCCACAUUUCCACAUCAGUUUGUGAAUCUUUGUUUUUAAAAAGUCCUCAUCAAAAUUCAGCAUUUUAGUGCAAAUUUCUCCUAAUACACAUUGUUGUAUGCAAUUUUGCCUAAUAUACACAUUUGUGCAAAGAUGCUUUCUCUGAUAUACUGCAUUUCUGCAUGUUAUUUUCAUGACUAUGUGCGUUUUUAUGUACACACGCAUUUUGGUACGCAGUAUUUGAGCACAGUUGUGCUGCAAAAGUCAGAGAAGUUUGAAUUUGAAAAGAUGCAUAUUGUUUUUGAAAGUUUUGAAAGCCGUUUUAAAAUGUGAACCAAACCGAAUUUCUCCUCCAUCCAUAAUUCCAUUCAUGACAGAGGAUUCUGGGUAAGGGUUUGGAUUUAGGUUAUGAUGAGGCAAGCAAAGUUCUGUCUCCCAGUAGCACCCUGGAGAGCUCCACAUGGAGCUGAGACUGGAAAUUUCACAUGCAUGUUUCAUCCCGAUUUUUUGCAUGAUUCUGAACUAGAGUUCUGUUUUGGAUUUAGCACCAGCCUUUAUAUAUUGCCACCAGAGGGCACUGUGGGUGUGCAACAACAGACACUUGAAAAAUUAUUUGCGGGAAGGGAUCCUCUUCCUAUUAUUUGUGCUCAAUCAGUCACCCUUGGCUAUGUGUGUGUGUUUAAUAAUGAUGAGAUGUGACUAUCUGCCACGCUUUCUUAUAGGAUUGCAUGAGAAAGAGGUGAGAGGCAGCCAAGAAAACUGAAACUGGAAGAAUUUGCCUUACUCUUACAUUAUGCAUGAAUUUACAUUUUUCAAAAUCCUAUUUGGCUCUGGGUUUCCUGACCUUUUGGGAGCUGGGGACACAUUUGGAACUGUGCAGUAGGCACCACAACAUACCCAUUUCACAGAAGGAACACUGGCAAUGCUGAGAAUGCCUUUCCCUUAAACAAACACACAAAAACACCUGCACAUACCCCAAAAGCAAUAAAAUGCAGGCUAAAGCAGAAACAGGCAACUCUUCCCAAGCAACCCCCUAAAACAAAAACAAAAAACACACCUCAUUUUUUUUUAAAAAAAGACAAAACUAAAAAUUUGGGAGGGGCAGGAAGCCUUAAAGGGCACCAAGGAAGAUGCCUGCCCACUUACCAUGUUGGAGACCCCAUAUCUAGUUGGGUUCUAACACGGGUACAAUUAAUCUGAAUUCAAGUGACUGAUGCAUUACUGAGCCCCUUGAGGAAGGAUAUUUAAUAUUGUGUGAACACGUGCAAAGAUUAAGAAAUACUGAAGUUCUCUAUUGACAGAUAUUAAAAGAGUUAAUGGGCAUGACUUACCAAAAGUCCAUAAGGACAUGAGAAGAGCCCCCCGCCCACUUCAUCCCCACAACAAUCCUGUGAGGUUGGUUAGGGGCUGGCUCCAAGGUCACCCAGUGAACUUCAUGGAUGAGUGGGGAUUUCAAUCCUUGUCUCUUAGAUCCUAACCAUUACAGCACACUUCAUCCAGUAUGAUGAAGUAAACCACGGAAAUCAAUGGACAUGACUAGCUUACACCUAUUAAUUUAAAUGAGACUACUCUGAGUGAAAGGGAUGUGGGUGGCGCUGUGGGUUAAACCACAGAGCCUAGGACUUGCUGAUCAGAAGGUCGGCGGUUUGAAUCCCCGCGACGGGGUGAGCGCCCGUUGCUCGGUCCCUGCUCCUGCCAACCUAGCAGUUCGAAAGCACGUCAAAGUGCAAGUAGAUAAAUAGGUACCGCUCCAGUGGGAAGGUAAACGGCGUUUCCAUGCGCUGCUCUGGUUUGCCAGAAGCGGCUUAGUCAUGCUGGUCACAUGACCCAGAAGCUGUACGCCGGCUCCCUCAGCCAAUAAAGCGAGAUGAGUGCCGCAACCCCAGAGUCGGCCACAACUGGACCUAAUGGUCAGGGGUUCCUGAGUGAAAUUUAGAUGGCUGCAGCCCCCUGCUUUUAUAAAGCUAUUUUACCAUUUUUAUUAUGUUAUUUGAUGCUGUUUUAUGUUAUUUUUAUAUACCGCAGAGGGAUAAAAACCAUUUAUGUGGUUUAGCUUUUAAAUAAAUAAACAGCAAUCAAAACUGACCUAUUUUCCUUCCUCUCCCUCCCCAAUGAACUUUUCACCCCAGCUGUUUUUGGCUUGGAAUCCUCCUCAGCCGUGCACUAGAAAUACCGUGUACAGGCAUUCUGUGUCAUUUUAAUGUCAGGGAUGUUGUGGCACUAGGCAUUCUGGGCAGGUAUCCAGCACAUGCCCCAAGCAAGGCAUAAGAGACAGAAGAGUUUGAGCAAAGCGAGGACAUGUAAAAGGGUACAGUUUGAUCUGCAGAACUGUGUCUGCUUUGAAAUCUUCCUAUCCCUCGGGCUUGAAGAAGUGUGCAUGCACACAAAAGCUAAUACCCAGAACAUACUUAGUUGGUCUCUAAGGUGCUACUGGACAUUUUCAUUUAUUUAUUCCAGUUCAUUAGGAUUAGGAAGACUGCAAUCCUUAUGCACAGUUUUCUGGGAGUAUCAGUUGUGUUACUUCCAACCCAAUAGGUUCAUCUUGCAAAACACAUUGAUCUAUAACAAAGCUUCCCUGAUGAAGGAGUUCCAUAUCCUCAAGGCCGCUACUGAGGUUGCUCACUUCACUCUCAUUCUCUAUGCCUCAAGUGGAAUAUAUGUAUUUCAGUGGUAAGGACUGAUACAUAAGGACCUAAGAAGAAGAAGCUGGAUUAGGCCAGUAGCCCCUCAGGUCCAGCAUCCUGUUCCGACAGGACCUGAGCACAACGGGCCAUUCUUACCACUUACAACUCCAGGCAUAUGAAAUUCAGAAGCAUUACUGCAUCUAACAGUGGGGGAAGAACAUCGUCAUGAUGGCUAGCAUCCAUUGUCAUAGCCUUACCCUCCAUGAAUUUGUCUCAUACCCUUUAAAGCCAUCCAUGUCAGUGGCCCUUGCUCCUUCUGGGGGGAAAGAGCUCCAUAGUUCAGCUAUGCUCUGUGUGAAGGAGUCCUCCCUCCCCCCCCCCCAUCCUGAAUCUCCCAUCAUUCAGCUUUUUAAAAAAUAAAAAUAAAAAUUAUUGAUCAAUCUCCACAUAACAAAUUCGCAAACCAUAUAAUCACAUACAUUAUUUUCCCCCCUCCACCUCCCCCCCACCAAGGACUUCCCUCAGCUCCUCUCCCUGAUUUCUCUUCGCAUAUUUUCUCUGCAUAUUAUAAAAUUCUACAUAUCUAUCCUUCAUGUUAUCAACCAAUAAAUUUGUGUAUGUUUUUUCAAAACCUGCCAAGGAGUCCAGUUCGUUUUGUUGUCUUUUUAAAUAAUAUGUGAAAAGUUCCCAUUCGUCUUUAAAGUCGCAGUUGUCUUUAUCUCUCAGUUUAUAUGUCAAUUUGGCCAGUUCUGCAUAAGUCAUCAAUUUCUCUUGCCACUGUUCUUUCGUCGGGAUUUCCUCAUUCUUUCAUCCUUGUGCUAUCAAGACUCUUGCCGCUGUUGUAGCAUACAUAAAUAAUUUGUUUUCCUUGGCAGGUCUUGUCCUACAAUCCCUAACAAAAAUGCUUCUGGUUGGUUUUUUUUACAAAUGUCAUUUUAAACAUUUUUUUCAAUUCUUUGUAUAUCAUUUCCCAAAAAUUUUUAACAUUCAGCUUAAUUGGAUGCCUCUGAAUUCUAAUAUUAUCUAUCCACUUUCUACCUGAAAUCCUUGAGAGCUGCUGCCAGUCAGUGUUGACAAUACCGAGAUAGAUGGGCCAACAGCCCAACUUGGUUUGAGGCAACUUUCUUUGUUGACAUAUCAAUGUUUAGUUAGUCCUUCCAGGCCCCUCACCAGGCCAAAAAUUCCCAGCAUUCCUGUUAAGUUGUGGGUGAACAUAUCAGACGACACAGCGCCUCUUCAAACAGCUCUUGUUUAUUCAGAGGCCAGAACAGAACAGAACUGAAGGGUUCAGCCAGCCUGCUUAUAUAGAGCUCCAGUACAACGUAACUGUAACAAUUUUCUAAAAUUAUCCAAUCACUGAACGUGACUUUCGAUCCCUUAUUUGCAUAACUAUCUACAGUAUCCCCCUGCUGGCCCAGGGUGAGAACUUCAGUACAUAACAAUUCCCAUGUUUUUUAAACUAGUGUGCAGGGUGGGUGUGCCUUCAGAGGAUGGGGUAGUAAGGAAAUGUUAUGUUAUGUUAUAUUUUCCUGAUAGGCAUUAAAGUGAUUGGAGGCAUUAAAGAAUUUACUGGAGAGGAAUAUGGGGUUUACGUUAAGAGAAUCCUACCAGGAGGUGUUGCUCAUGCUGAUGGUAAGUGCCAUUUAUUGCUUCUGAUUCUGACCUAAAGGCCUUGUGAUGCUGACCCUGUGAAGAGAUUCCCAUUUGUUGAAAACGCUGGCAGUAUUAAGAUAAAUUCAACAGUGUAAAAAAGUUUUGAUGGAUGUAACCAUGGAAUACUGAAUGGUUCUGCUAGAGGGCUCUGCUAACUGUUCUGAUACAUCUUCAGUUCCUUUCUCUUACCAGAUAGUUUAUGUAAAAUAUGUUAUGCGAAAUGAACCACGGAAAGAGAAGAAGGGAUGUAAUUGGUAUUUUAAGGUUAUUUAAAUGAAUACUCUCAAUUGCAAAACAGAAAAGUUAAUAAAUGAGAGAGACAGAGAGAGAUUCCCAUCUGAUAGAGAACCACUGCCAGUCAGUGAAGACAGUAUGGAGCUAGAUGGACCAAAUGAUCCAGCUCAGGAUAAGGCAGCUGCUGGUGUUCCUAUUGUCCCCAUGCAAUUAUGGAUAGGGAGUAUGUUCUUUUUCCAUAUGUGUGACACUUCUCUUGCCUGUUUGCUUGAUUUAGGCCGCCUGCAACCAGGGGACCAGAUCUUAGAAGUUAACGGAGACAGUUUGCUUGGCGUUACAAGCGAAAGGUAUAGCAUUCUGGAUCAGGGCUCUGAAUUUGUUUCAGGAUGCUGGACUUGAUGGGCCUCUGGCCUGAUCCACCAGGCACUUCUUAUGUUCUUAACAUCUGGAGACCCAAGUCUGAAGAUGCUUCACAGGCUGAAAAGGCCUCUUGGUGAGUGUCAGUCACCUGCCGCAUAUCACUCUCUUUCCUCUUCCUUGCAGAGCGGUGGAUAUCCUCAGGACGGCUUCCGCCACCAGCCACAUGCGCCUUCUGAUUGCCCGAGAUGACGAUGCCCGGUAAGGACUGACUUUUUCUCUCACCUGGGGCAGGGAGGAAUGCAUGAUGGACAGCAGAGACAGACUAGAGCAGGCAUGUCCAACAGGUAGAUAGUGACCUACCGGUAAAUCACUGGGCGUUUGUGGUAGAUCACUGGUAGAUCACUGGCUUCCCACAAAUAAGCUCAACAAGCUUGGCUCCCCUGAAAAAAGCUCAACCAUUUUGCGCUGCACCCCCCCCCAAAUGCGGCUUUCCCCCUCCCUAAAAACAACUCAACAACUUUGACCUGAACCUCCAAAAAGGCGGUAGAUCACUGCCAGUCUUUAACUCCGUGAGUAGAUCGCAGUCUCUUGGGAGUUGGCCACCCCUGGACUAGAGCAUGGGUAGGCAAACUAAGGCCCGGGGGCCAGAUCCAGCCCAAUCACCUUUUAAAUCCGGCCCGUGGAUGGUCCGGGAAUCAGCAUGUUUUUACAUGAAUGUGUCCUUUUAUUUAAAAUGCAUCUCUGAGUUAUUUGUGGGGCCUGCCUGGUGUUUUUACAUGAGUAGGACAUGUGCUUUUAUUUAAAAUGCAUCUCUGGGUUAUUUGUGGGGUAUAGGAUACACAGUCAUACCUCAGGUUACAGACACUUCAGAUUGUGCGUUUUUGGGUUGUGCACCGCGUUGAAUCCAGAAGUACCGGAACAGGUUACUUCCGGGUUUCGGCACUCGCGCAUGUGCAGAAGCACUAUAUCAUGCUUUGCGCAUAUGCAGAAGCACCGAAUCACAACCCACACGUGCGCAGACAUGGCGCUGCAGGUUGAGAACGCUGCAGGUUGCGAACGUGCCUCCCGCAUGGAUUACAUUCGCAACCCGAGCAUCCACUGUAUAUAAUCUGGCCCCCCACAAGGUCUGAGGGACAGUGGACUGGCCCCCUGCUGAAAACGUUUGCUGACCCCUGGACUAGAGUCUGGUGACGCAGUUCCUCUGAAACUCCACCAGAGUGCUGGAGCCUCUCGCUGAUGGACUACAGUCAGCUAGCCACAGAAGGGGAAGAAACAGCACUUUGGGUGAGGGGAGAAUAAAAGGAGCAGUUUCUAGGUGGGAGAGAGUUAGACAGCGCUGGAUUUAAAAUGAGAGAUAGGUUUUGGUUUUGAGAAGGGGCAAAGGUUCAGGUUAAGAGAUAGGAUUUGAUUGGAGUUUGGAGUUUGGAGUGAGAUAAGGAGAACUGGUUCUGAGUGACAUUAAACAUACACACUGAGGAGACUAUCCAUAGCGAGACGACAGAGCCUCGCAGCUUGGAUAGGGUGACCAGGUCAAGGGUCUGGGAAAGGUAUACAGAAAGAAGUGUCCUGCGAAGGCUGAGUCUGAGCCAGGAGAGGUAGAUCUUGUGGGAAUUCAGGCUACCUGGGUCUCCGUAUAGCCAGGAGGGGAGAGUUCUUCUAGGUGCUGAAGACUCCCAACCCAGUAACAAGGGGUGAGGUGAUCCCUUGGGUCUGUUAUACCAUUUAGAAGACCUCAGGUGUGGGAUUGUUAAAAGAGUGGGUGCAUGAGGAGAAGUGCCCCUCACUCAUGAACCAAAAUAUUAAGCUGUGAAGGAAACAGUACGAUGUUGAAAGUAUUUAACUGUAAUAUCUAAGUGACAGAAACUGAGUUGAACAUUUUACCAUCUAUUCUAGAAACCUGAACAUCUACCACCUGAAGUGUAACAACUGGUUUUUAGUAACUGGUGUUUAAGAAGAGCUGUGCCUAUAGUGUUGUGUUUAAGCCUGAGAUGUCUUAGAGUUAGUUAAAUUAAACAAGUUAACUUCUACCUGAAAGAACACAGUUCCUGACCCACUUUGUUUCAUAAACCUCUUUUGUUUAAUCAAACUUUUCUUGUUUGCUCGAUCAACUCGUGCCUGAGACUCACACAAGUCCCCCCACUAGAUAAUCUGUGGUAUAUUGUAGAAAUCUGUGUAACUGGUGUAUCGUGAGAUGGGCCCAGUAUAUUUAAUUGGGGGCAGAUAGCGGGAGUGGAUCCGCUGCAUUAUUAAUUGAUGGUAUUAAGUGGUGGGUCCACUACAGAAUGCUAGUGCGAUUAUGGUUAUAUUUACUCCGAAGUAAGCCUAUUCGUGGGGCUUACUCCCAUGUAAGGGUGCUCUGGAUUGCAGCUUCACUGUGCAGGGUUGGCAUUUUGCUGCCAGGACAAAGGACAAUGUUCCUCCUUCACACAUUCCAUACACAGAAGCCAACUGGGCUGGCAUUGACUCUUCCUUCAAAACUGGCAAUGGACUAGCAUCCUCUACUGCACCUGAGGCAAUGCUGGGACUGGGAGGGUAGAAGGCAAGGAACCCAACAGUAAGUGGAGCCAGAGUCAAUGACAGGCAGAGCUAAUUUCCCCCCACUUCCUGCUUCCUCUUCUCUGCUGAGUUCCACACUGAGGUUAGCAGAAGGAAGGCAGCGCCACCUCAUGGACAGGUUGCAAUAAGAAGGCAGGCAGAUGGGGGCUGGCUAAGGUUGGCAGGGCAGUGUUCCAUUUGCCUGAAUGGACCAACCUUCACUGACCUGAGGGUAUCAGGUUCCACCUGAGGCAGCUACCACACUCUACCUAAUGGUGAAGCCCGCCUUAUAAAGUUUGUGCAUUUCGGCUCAGAGUUUACUGCUUUUACAUAAGCAGACCCUCCAAGUGUCCCUCUUUUUCCAGGGACAGUCUCAGAUUUACAGAAGCUGAUUUGAUCCCGGAAUGUCCUGCUUUUCCUUAGGGUGUCCCUAUUUUCAUCUGAGAAAUGUUGGAGGGCAUGAAGUUGUCUGACCCCCAAGCCAUCUGAAGGCAGCCUUGUAUAGGGAAAGUUGUUUUUUUUUAAGGAGCAUCUCCACCCCCAUCAUUCUGCCUGGACACGGAGGUCCAGUGCCGAGGGCCUUCUGGCGGUUCCCUCACAGCGAGGAGCCAAGUUACAGGGAACCAGGCAGAGGGCCUUCUCGGUAGUGGCACCCACCCUGUGGAACGCCCUCCCACCAGAUGUCAAAGAGAAAAACAACUACCAGACUUUGAGAAGCCCUGCUUAGGGAAGCGUUUAAUGUUUAAUAGGUUGUUGUAUUUUAAUAUUCUGCUGGAAGCUGCCCAGAGUGGCUGGGGAAACCCAGCCAGAUGGGCAGGGUAUAAAUAAAUUAUUAUUAUUAUUAUUAUUAUUAUUAUUAUUAUUAUGUUUUUAUAUAUGUUGGAAGCUGCCCAGAGUGGCUGGGCCAACCUAGCCAGAUGGGUGGGGUAUAAAUUGUAAAAUUAUUAUUACGGAAUGAGAUGUCCCUAUUUUCACUGGAGAAAUGUUGGGGGGCAUGUAAGUGCUCUCAGAGGAGGAGCUGGCUCUCAUCUUAUCUGUUGGCUGCACAGGACCUCCCCCAAUCAUGGCAUAUAGAGAGCCUCCCUCUUCAGAAUCAGUGUCCCCCUGAAUUGGGGUCCUGCCUGAGGAUAAAUAAGAGGAGAGGGCUCUUGCCUUGUCGGCUUCUGAGAAGCACUUGGCUACUGUAAGGAAACAGGAUGCUCUUCUAGAUAGACUUGGGACAAAGAGCGAUGACCACUUAUUUAUUAUUCUAAACCACCGUCUCAGGGCGAUUUACUUAUACGAUAAUUAAAAGUUAAAAACAGCAAAUAUAUUUAAAACCCAAGCAAAUGGACACUUGUGGUAAAGACCCAUUUAUCCAUCUGGGAAAGUCAGUCAAAGCAAAAAUGUCUUCAGCGGUUUCUAGAGAGUGCAGAUCAUGGGCUCCUGUCAUACGUCAACAUGAAGGGUAUUCCACGGAACAGGGGCAGCCCCACUCUAAGUUACUGUGUGAGGGGCUUCUGAGAUCUUUGGAAUUUCAGAAGAAACUCUCUUGCAGACCACAGCAGUCCACUGGGUGUAUAAGGGAUAAGGUGGUCUCUCAAAUGGCCUGGUCCUGAACUGUCUUCUUCUUUGGCAAUCACUCGUAACCGAGUAAGAUUGUCUUCCAUAAACACAGUUUUAACAGUGAGUGUGGAGGCCAAUUCUGGAUCCGCGCAGCCUUCCACAGUGGGGACAUAGGUUUCCGGGCGGGAGUUGAUCAUGGUAAGGGUUUGCCAAGUGUGCCUUCCUCUUAGCACGUUUCUUCCUUUCGUCCUGAGUUCGAGCAUCUUCCAUAACCCCUUUGGUAAUGGCUGUUCUCCAAUUGGAGCACUCGCAGGCCAGUGUUUCCCAGUUGUCAGUGAUUAUGCUACAUUUUUUUAGAUUUGCCUUGAGAGAGUCUUUAAACCUCUUUUGUUGACCACAAGCAUUUUGUUGACCACCAGCAUUAUGCUUUCCAAUUUUAAGUUCAGAAUAGAGUAGUUGCUUUGGAAGACAAUAACUGUAUACUAGCUAACACAUAAUACCCUGGUAGCUCUGACUGCAGUCUCCUAUCUUUGAUUUUAUUUCAAACCAGUUGGCCUUGGAGGGCAUAUGCCAUUUGAGAUUAGAUUUCCCUACCCAAACAAUCCUUUCACUAAUAAUGGAGAUUCCUGUCUUCAUCACUAGCAAGAACCAGGGAAGAAGAAUCGAGACCACAGUGUGUGUAUUAUCUAAGCCUUAAUGGGGCAGAAUACAUUGGCAAAAGAGACUGGUCCUCCUUUCCACCAACUGGGAAACACAGUGAUCUGACUGGAUCUGAUUGCCUGUUGAUUAUUAUUAAUUGUUUGCUUGCUUUUUAUGAAGCAUCUCAAACCAAUAUGGCACAAUGGUUUGACCAUUUUAGCAGUCUCCUUUUCUUCAGAAUCUCAUUUUCAGAUUGAAGGGAACCCCAAAAGCCCAUUCAGUCUAACUCCCAAACUCAUUCCAGUAGGCUUGUGAGUCCUCUGAUGGAAUCUUUUGUACUCUUGCAAUAACUGUGAUUUCCUUGUUCCACUCUGCCCAGUCGUAUCUUCCUAAAGUCACAUCUUUUAAACUGCAGCAUAUGUCUGCUAAUAUAAAGAGGCUUUCCUGCCCCUAAAUGGCUGGGAAAUUAAAUCAUAUACAACAUACCGAGCCCAAGGAAAGGUGGUCAAACUCUGAGCAACACUUACAGCCAUCCUUUGCUAUCAGUUAUGCACUAAAUCUGCAAAAGAUCAUCCAGAGGGUGAGAUGGCCUGUAAGCUUUUGGGAGGGGCAAAGAUUUGUAGAGAUUUCGCUUACAUAAUCAUCUCACAAAAUGUUUAAUACACCAAUACAUAUCUCCAAGAUUAAGAAGAAGGGGAGAGGAAGCAGGAGUGAGAGGGUGGUUUUAUGCUGGCCUUUUUAGCAUUAUUAUUUUAUUUUAUUUUAUUUAUCCCUUAUUAUCUUUCAGCCGUGCCCUUGAGCUUGAAGGAGUAAUCAUCCUUGUCUCCACCUUAGGGUCACAGGUGCGUUUCUGACGCAGAUCACGUGACCUGGGUUGGUGAGGUGCCCAGAUCGCCCCCUCCCUGUCCCACCCGCCCUGUUCUUUUGAGGUCAGCUGUUUGAGCAUCAAUAAAUGACUCAGCCUGUCAGUGGUCAGCCUGGCCAAUCUUUGCCCAGCCUGUACUUUCUAUAGGUCUCCACAGCAUGAUCAAACAUCCAUAUUCUAAAUGUGAUUUCUCAUUGCAUCAAGACUGAUUUGUCCCUGGUCUUGAUAGUGUUUAGGGAUGGGGAAGAAAUUUGAUUCAGGUCACAUUUUUGAAGGUUGGACCAACUUAAUUUCCACUUUCCUAAACAAUGCACAAAACAAAAAAGAGCCUUUCAUUGAAAUCCAUGCUGCUCCGAAUUUGGCAUAACAGUUCUGCCAUUGAGUAAUGUAUAGGUAAAUGUAUAAAUCAGGGGAGAGUGUCCCCCUGCCCUCCAAAACCUGGCAAAUGCAAACCUUUCUGAAAAUAACAGAAAAAUACGUUGAGUUAGCAGAAGCUUGCUUUGCAAAAAUGUGUGUGUGAGGCAAACUUGUAGAGGAAAAUAUGCAUAGUACGAUCACUUUGCACUGAAAUGAGAAUGAAUUUCAUGACACGAGGACUUAAAAAUAAAUAAAUGUCCAAACUGAUGUGGAAAUGUGGAGAACUGAAUUUAGGGUGCAAAAUACUGAAGUUAUUAAUUUAACAUUAUUGCCUUUACAAUAUGUCUGCCAGAUAUAAGAUUAUAUGUGAUGAGGGGUUUUUUUGGGGGGGGGGGGGAGUGCCACAGAAAACCUAACUUUAGAAAGAAAGAAUAAUUAUGAAAAGUUCACCUUUGUUUCAGAUAGGUGUAGUUUUGAAACAUCACGACCAUCUAUGUGUGAUACACACUCACACACUAUACUUGGGGGUAGACAGUUGUAUAAUUAGCAUUCUUUUUGUUGUUUAGGAGAGAAUUUGCAGAACUGCUGGAAAAAUUCGGAUCUCAUAGCAACACAGGUUCGGCACGCAGCUCACCGGUUCUCCAUGGUGGGGGUCAGUAUUUAUGAUCUUGAGUGAACUGAACUAGCAGUGGAACUAGGAAAAAAAGAGGACAAAAAAAAGUACAUACUUAGGGAUGUAAGAUAUUGUCAUUUUCAUUUCCGCCCCCUCUUAGUCAUUGUUUCUCUCCUACUGCUGGUCAGCUUCUGCCUGAAACUAUUUUAACCAUCUCACUAACCACUAUGAGCUCAGAACCUCUACAAGUUCUGACUCUGUGUCUGAAUUGCUGCUGGGCUGAGUGGUCAUCCCCCAGCCCCUUUCAAAUGAAGUUUUAUUAAAAACCAAUAAAAAUGAUUUUUUAAAAAUGAAGUUUUAUUAAAUUUUGCACACUGUCCAACUUAUCACAGCCCUUGUUGCUGCAGUCAAAUGGCUCAACAGCUCUUUAUGCUUCAAGCAAUUCAGACACAGAGUCAGGAAUUGUAGAGGCAACAGCUUAGGAGCUGGCUCAAACUCAGGGCUCUAAAAUGAUGGCUGGAGAUCAGGAGACAGCAGCACCUGGGGCUGUCAGACAGAAGCAUCCAGGAGGAACUCCUGGACCACCAGAGCCUAUAGGGCUAGAGUCCUCACCCUCAUGGGCACCCGAGGAACCAGAUGCCUCCCACUGCAUGCCACUGCUCCCGUGGUGAGGGAGCGCACUUGGAGAGAGGCUAUGGGAGGAAGCAGGAGUGUGCUGGUCCCAGGGGGGUUACUGUGCGGCAUGGUCCAAGUCCAGUCCAAGGUCGAGGGUAUGGUAUGGAGUCUGUCCGUCAAGGCUGAAGCGGGGUCCAAGGCAAGGAGUCAGGUGUGGUCAGGAACUCUGGCAGAAGAGCAGGACAGGCUGCCGGCAGGACCAGGUUACCAACAAUGUUGCUCCCACAACCUGGGACUGGGCUGGCUGGCUUUUAUCUGCCCCGAGGCAUAGGGCGGUCCCAGUCCACAGGUGACUCAUCUCUCCUGGCCUGGAGGCAAGCACUCCUCCUGCGAGAACUUAGUUCCCUCCGCCUCUCUGCCCUGAGCCUCUGCAGAUCAGGAGAGGCUGGAGGGUUACCGGACCCAGAGGCAACCUCAGCCUCCCCUGACGGGGCUGAGAGUGGAGCACCUGCAGGCAAUGGGUCCUGGAUCACCUCCGGAGCCAGAGCAGAUUCAGCUGGUGUCUGCUCCUGAGGAUCCGGCACAGGUGAGGGCCCUUCAGGUUCAAGCCUCAGCUGGUCCUGGAGGCGGGGACUCCUGUGCAGGCUGGGAUUCCUCAGGUUCAGCCUCUGAAUCCGAUUCCCAGGCCAUCACAAGGAGUGCCCAACUUCAGGCCCUUCCUCCAUUCUCAGUGUGACUUGAAGCUUGUUGAUGUCCAGGGAAGUCUCUCAUUCACCUCCAAACAGUGUCCUUGGCUUUGUUCUUCAGGCAGGUAUUUGGAGAGUACGUCCUCGGGGUCUUCAUCUCGUUCCCAGAGCCCUUUGUUGCUGAGCCCGGCAAAUUCCCACGGACCACUGAUUGGGAAUCCAGGACACUCGCCACACCCACCAUCGCAGUACGUACUUCAUUGCUCUUGAGAGGUGUCAAUGGUUGGCUGCAAUCCUGUUGGAUCACCUGUAUGUGUUCGUGUGCCCCAUCACGUGUGGAGCAUCCUGGCAGAUGAGAGUGUGCAUGCGCACACAUCCUCCUCGUGCAAGCUGUGCAGCCAUUUGUGUGGCAGACGCACCUCCCGUAAGAAUGGAUGUGCCACAUUCAUUCAAACUAAUAACCAGCAUGUUAGGAGAAAGGACUUUCACCUAGCCUUUCCCCUGAGGGGUUAACUUUCCACAUGCACGGAGUUCUGUCUUUGUUUCACAUUGCAGAGCUUUGAAACACAUUGACUUGCUCUGCAGUGUGCCAAGGCAAAGCCUAGCCAAGGUGUAAGACCAGGUGAAGUUCUGGCAGGAGACAAGGCAAGGUGGGAUGAAGUUCCAGCAGAACACAAGCUGGAUACCGGGGGGAGCAGGGUUCAGGCUGGAUACCCAGCUCAGGUGGUGCUGUGGGGAACACACAGCUCUGAAGUUGCUCUAGCAAGGAACCAGCUGCAAGUGAGCCCUAUUAUAGCAGGAGCACCAGAAGUGGCCUCGUUGUUGGUACCACACACCCAUUUUCAGUAAACUACUGUGAUGGAGUGGGUGAGCCUCAGGUCUUCCCGGGUCUUCUACAGUCCUCCAAGUCGGACAAUGGCAGUGUCACCUUUUUGGGCCAAGAAGGGGCACUGACCCUGCGGGUUCAUCUGAUAGCUGUGCUUCUAGGGUAGCCCCAUGCUGCCUUCCCCCUUCAGGUUCACAGUCCUCACCUCUAUUUGUCUCCUGGUCCCUGACAAUUGUACUCUUUCCACUAGCCACCUUAAAUGGAAAACAGUCCAGGAAAGGCUAUCUUACCUCUUAUUUUCCUGAAGUUUGGAUGGGCCUAUCAUAGAGCAAUAGCAAGAGUAGUUUGAGACAGAGAUAUGUGGAAGAUCCUACCUUGUGGACAAAGCAGGAAGGAUCUUGAUGGAGCUUUGGGGUUCUUUCUGCACCACGGGACUAUGAGAGCCAAAAGGUCAUUAGGUGAAUUUGUAGUCUGAAUGUGAUUUGCCUCCUGCCUCCUGCUAUGACGGCUAGCCAUAGAACCUCCAUGUUCAAUGGCAGUCUACUGCUGAAUACAGUGGUACCUCCGUUUACGAACUUAAUUCAUUCCGAAAGCCCGUUCUUACACCAAAAACAUUCUUAAACUGAGGUGCACUUUCCCCAAUGAGGCUUCCCGCCCCCAGUGCCCUACCACUGGUCAGCUUCCGUUCGUCUUCUGAGGCAAAGUUCGCUAACCGGAACACCUACUUCCGGUUUUGUGGAGUAUGUUGCCCGAAUCAUUGGUUAACAGGACUGUUCUUAGACCAGGGUACGACUGUACCACACGCUGCAGAGAAACACUGUGGAUGGGCUAUUGCCCUCAUAUUCUGCUUGUGUGCCUCUAAGAGGUAUAAAUCGGAAGGGUAAUAGCACCAUGGCAGAACAUCAGUUUUGCAUGUAGAAGGACCUGGGUUCAAUCCGUGGCAUCUCCAUGUACGGUUGGGAGAAACUGGGCAAUAUAAUGCCUGAAACCUUGGAGAGCCACUGCCAGUCUGUGUAGACAUUACUGAGCUUGGAUGGACGAGUAGGCCUCUCCCUACGUUUCUUACGGCUGGUUGCCAUUGGAUACAAGUUCCUUGCCUGAUUCAGCUAGGUUCUUCUUAACAUCUUCCACUAACCUUCUACCCUCUUCCCUUGCAGUUGCUCCAUUGAAUCUGGGAUCCAGAGCAUCUCUAUAGCAAAAUCCUCUGGGCUGGGUGUGACCAUCGGAGGAGGGGCCAACCGGCCGGAUGGACCCAUGGUUUACAUCCAAGAGGUGCAACCAGAAGGCGACUGUUACAGGGUGAGCCGAGCAUUUGAACAGCUUCAGGCUGGCACUGCUAUAUUUCAAGGCAUGUGCCACCUCACCAGGCCUCUCCAUCGAGCCCUUGGGUCUCUUCUGAGUCCACAGCCCCUCAGCAAGGAGUGUGUGUGUGUAGAAACUAGCCAACCACACAAAGGAAAACUCACAUCCAUUGCUCCACCCACUUUUUCCUCUGACCCCACUCACCACUGAGUGAGUGUUAAGCAGAUUGAACAGCAAUAGCUAACUCCUAUCCUCAGGGACUAGAUCAAGUACCCUCCCAGAAGAUAGUUCUGGUCCCUCACCAAUUUUGGGGAUGGUGGUAAAAGGGGGGGGGAGAGACACAAUGCUGUGAUGAGCAGAGCAGUUUAAACCUCUUCACCCUGGUAGAGAUACAAAUCUCCACCUCCCAGAUCAUCAGAUUGAUCAUGUGAUGAGUGAAGUAGGCAACAAUAGCCUCUCUCCUCAUCUGAGCCAUCUCUACGUGUGUGUAAUGUGUGUGCUGCAUGUGCAAAUGUGUGGGUCGGUGUGGCCACAUCCACCACUGGCAUGCAGCCACCAGAUGGUUGGUCAAGGGUGAGUGUGACCCUCAGGCCAAUAAAGGUUAACUACUCCUAGCGAAGGACAACCAAGGAAAUAAUGUGGUCCUGAUUCACCUCACUCCUCCGUGUUCCAUGAAGCUUGAUCUCACAGAGAUAUUCUUCUAUGGCUCUCUUACAGGAUGGCCGUCUCCGGGUAGGCGACCAGCUCAUCGCUGUCAAUAAAGACUCUCUGGUGGGGGCCACAUAUGAAGAGGCCAAAAGGAUUCUUGCAAAAACAAAAUUCAGGUAAAGGAGACUUUCUGAAAGCCCUUUGGAUGUUAAUGAUGUGGUGCUGGAAGAACUGCAGUGGGCCAUCUUGAACAGAGUUGAGAUAGCCAAAGCUGCCUUAAUUCCCACUUCCAGAUCAAAAUGUCAAUCUCAGUACCCCUUUAAAAAAGUGCACUGCAUUUAAAAAUGUGUCUACAACAAGGUUGGCUCCAGGCAACUGAAGCAUGUUCCCCUUGCAAGCUUAUGCUUGUCCAACCUCGUAUUUGACCAUAUUCCAAGGAACGGAAAUUCCACAGCCCUUCAGGCUGCAAUGUCCACACACAUGUUCACACAGCCACAUGGGGCAGCACCACAGGGAAGAGGAGUUUUUGAUUUUUUUUGGUCUAUGUUUGGCUACAACUGGCCACCAUUUUGAAUCAAGAUGGCAGACAGAACCUUUCAAAACUGUGCCGAUAUUUUGGCAUCUCAGAAUUCCCGGGCAUGAGGCUGUUUAGUUCUAAAUUGGUUUCUCAUUUGUUUUUAAGACAUGAGGGAAACACUGAAGUGGCCUUUAUUUCUGGAAGAGGACGGUUCCAUCCUGGACUCUCAGCUCACAACAGCACCCAUUCCUUGCCGACGAAGGCUGUGGGGAACGGCCUGGGCACUUGCAGGUUGAAAGUCCACGUGAGGUCCCCUGAGGUAAGGUGGUGAGACUCAAUGAACUCACAAAGAUCUCACCCAAAUGUUCUCCAUUUCCAACAGGAUUUGAUCUUGGCCAUAAUCCUUAUGGAUUACUUGUUUGGGGAAAGAUGUGGCAUAUAGCAGCUUGGGCCCAAUUGCCCUCUCCUUGUUCAGGGUGAGGGUGCUGUCUUGAGCUUUCCAUAGGAUGUCUCUUAUAUUUAAAAAUAGCCAGCUUGUUGUUUUUGCAACACUCCUGUUGACAGAAGGGUCCUAGACAGGGCAGGGAAUUUCUGGUAGUAUUGCUAGCAAGCUUUCCUCUCCCCACCCCCACCCCUUGGAUAGCAGGGAUUUUACUAUGAAAAGCACCAAGUCUACGCCACAAAAUAUUCCCUCCCUCCCCAUAAAUGUAGGAACUGUGAUUCUGAGUGAGGAAAAGAGUUUUGAAACAAAAUUCUCCAAUAAUCCUUUGAGGCUGCAGUUCCCAGGAUGCUAUGGACAAAUGUUGUGACAAACUGGAAUGUGGUUCUAGUCAGAAGUGGCUCACCAGGUGAAGCAGAGCUGUUUUGCUGGCUUUCUGGAAAGUGGGCUGCUGUUGCUUACCAGGAAGAGCAAGGCAGUGGGGAAGGUGACAUGGUGCCAGCACAGUGAUGCAGCCAAUCCAGUGCUCCUACCUGUGAGCUUGCAGCAUGCGACCUCACCCCUCCUCCACCUUUCUCCUAGUAAGCAGCAGUGAUACCCCUGAUGGCAUGCUAUCAUAGCCCCACCUCAUCUGGUGAGCCACUUCUAGUGUCAUGUAUUCAGGGUCCACAUCCAAAGUCAACAUGACUUUUUCUUCUGCUUGCCCUUAUGAUCACAAACACAUUUGCUCUUCUGCUUGUUUCUCUUAGGUCAUUCCACUAAAAUAUUGCAAGUGCAAAUGCUCACAUGAUGUUUGAGAGUGGCAAAGGAUGCUUGAAAGAUCCUUCUCUGCUCUGCAAAUAGACUCAACUUGUUUUUGGUCUUUUAGCAAGCUUUGGUGUGUGUAUGUGUGGGGAAAUAUCCCACAUCUUCAGUGUGGUUUACCAUUGUGACAGUGCCUAUUGGCUAAUGUCCAUGCCAUCACCCAUACACUUCCUUCCUUCCCAACCCACAGCACGCAUUUGGUAAGGGGAAAUAGAUAUAUUAUGCAAGCAAACUGUUGUGGGCACCAUUCAGAGAGAGAAUGCUUCUUUCCGCUAGCAUUUCAGGGGGGUCAGGUGGCUCUGUGGACCUCAGGGUUGUUCUCUGUGUGUACUUUUGUGCCCUUGGGCACCGUGUUUGCAAUCCCCACUGUAGGUAGAUUCACUUGCCUAUUCAGUUUGCUGGACUGUAUGGAUUGUAUCCAACUCAGAGUUGAGCCAGGGAAAUUAAAGAAUCUGUUAGUCGUGUUCAGUAAUUUUAAUGAAUCUACUCUGAAUAGGACUAGCAUUGAAUACAACCCUGUUUCCACACCAACACUUGUGAAGCUGAAGACCCUUUGUGGCUGCUCAAUGGCUUCACUUUAUUGUGGCUCCAAGGGAAACUUUUGCAUCUCUUUUUUGCCUUUCAGGCUCUCAGCUUUUUCCCAGUCCAACAUGUUUUUUGUUGCAUUUCUUCUUUUCCAGAGCAGACACGACAGUCCCUUCCCUGUGCCUUCUCCAUCUCCAGACAUCUGUCCGCCAGAGCUCACCGUUUCCGGUAGGGGGACUUCCUCAAUGGCAUGUUGAACUGGUGGAAUAAAUCAGCCCAUCACUCCUUCCAGUGUGCUAAAAUAAGCCACUGAAGUCCUUCCUGGACUGUACCACCACAGACCUCAGGGGGACAGGCUGCACAUUGUAGAUUGUUUUCCUGUACUGUUCUUACCUACACAUGGAAAUCUAGCUUGUAAGGAGAAGACUGGGCAAUAGGCCAAACUAGAUGUGAUCAGGGAAACACAGAAUUUCUUUCUAAGCUGCUGGUGGAUUUUCUAGAGGACUUUUUAAUUUUUUUAAAAAAUUGCAAACUGCAGUGAAAAUGUGGAGAACUGAAGUUUGGGGGGGGGCGAGAAACUAAGAUAAACUAAACUUUACUAAUAUGUCCAUCCCUGAUUUUAUGUUAAUGUGUUAUACAUUUGAUGUUAGCCGCUCUGAGCCCGGCUUCGGCUGGGGAGGGCGGGAUAUAAAUAAAAUUUAUUAUUAUUAUUAUUAUUAUUAUUAUUAUUAUUAUUAUUAUUAUUAUUACCUCCUGAAGGUGGCCCUUCCCAGGUUCCCUCUGAACAGUGUUAAGUGGCUGGAUCUGGCUGCCCAUUUUGUUUCCCAACCUGACCCUUUCUUCAUGUGAGUGCAGCCCACAACAGAGAAAGGCACCGCUAGUUCCAAGAAAGGUUGAGUUAUAUUCGGAGUGAUCUCUGCCACAGUCAGGGCAGGACUCCACCUCGGUCUAGCCACAGACAGAAGGGGGCUAUCAGAGAGAGAGGAAGAGAGAGAGAGGAGAGAUGGGGGCCGGCUGGCCUUUAGGUGCACCUGGGAAAUCUGUGUCCUGAUCUAAUGAGCAAAACCCCCGGUUAAUCCCGAUUAGCAAGGAGGCAGAGGGGGAGUUGCUCUGUCCUUGAACCCGCCUGGGCUGAAUGGUGGGUGACAAAUCCUGCAAACCCUGUCAGUUCCCUCAGGCCACAUACAAAGCCCUUCUGUGCUUGGCAGGGACUGGCGGAGCUCAGGAUUUAGCUGGAUUAUGCUUGUGAGGGUGGCUCCUCUGCCGCUUCUUCCAACCUUCCUGUGAAACACCCUCCUCCUCACCUGAGAGGUGCAGCGGGGUGGCCAUCAGGAGCUGCCUUCAGGGUGACCUUCCGCCAGGCAGCUCUCCACAAUGGGAGACAAUCAGCCACACACAACUGCCCAACAGCAGGGCUGGCUGGUGUUCAUAGCCCCCUGGCAGGGCCCAUUGCUCCGCUUAACCUCUAGAUAUCAAGCAGAAACUCUUCCGUUAACUUUGUAGUUCUGUUGGGUUUAGGUUUGACUUGGAGUGCAAAGAAGAACUGCAGUAACAAUACAACCAUUACCAAUGCCGCUUCCAUCCCAGCCCAUUUCUUCCUCGAACCUGUCCUUCACCCUUCUCUCUGCCUGCCUUCCCGCUCCCCCCGCAUGUGGAAGCAAGUGAGGCUUUAAUUCUGCCCCACAGGAAUUCGUGGGGGGGGGGGCAGGGAGAGAAAGCAGAGUGCAAACAGACUUUUAUUUUUUUGCACCCAAUGCAAGGAGCAGGCAUCCUUUCAUUGCUCGUGUAGAUGAACGGUGACUUCUUGUCUUACAGCUCCUGUUUCCUCUUCAAACCAGCGAGCGGCUCCAGCCACCAAGCCAAAAGUGGCCCUGGAUCCUCACAUUCGCCUCAAGGACGGCAAACUUGAACUGGUGAGUCUGACGAGAAAGUCCCACUCAAAACAGAGGCCACAUUCACACCACACCCUAUGACACCGCUUUGAGCAGUCAUGGCUCCCCCAUCAAAUUACGGGAGCUGUGGUUUGCUAAGGGUACUGACCGUUCUUAGGGAAUCCCCUCCCAGAGCUACAGUUCUCAGAGUUGUUUAAUAAUCAAUCCCUCUCCCCAUGGAAUUCUGCAUUGCAAAAUUCACUGCUUCUUUCCCUGAAAUCAGAUGCUGCAAUAUUUAAGUCUCGAUGUGAAUGAGGAGAAGAAGAGGCAGUUGCGGCAAAGUUUGACAACUGACUCGCAGGGGACAGUAGCCUAUGGAGGUGAGUUUCAGCAGUGUGGACUUGAUACAGUAUUUAUUUUAUUUUUCUUCCACUCCCAUGAAGAAAUGGGGGGGCUGGAGCAGUUGAAAGCAUUGCUGGCCCAAACUGUAGCCAGAAAAAGUAGGCAAGGGACAUACUAUCUGAGAAAAGCUUUGCUCAGCAGCUAGCGAAAAGUAGAGAGGUGCUGCCCUCUGUAGUUCAGUUUUGUAAAUGGCUCUUUCAAGGUUCGUGCAGUUCUGGACGUUUCCCUCGUUAAUAUAGCACCUCCUGGAUCAGGGAGUCACUCCCUCCCCCAAGGAAACACAUUAUAAAAAAAGAGCAAAAUUGCAGCAGGGGGCAUGUAUGGCUUAAAACCACUAUUUCUGGUGAUUUUAAAAGCUCAAGAAUUUUGGGGCCUCCUAAAAAAAGCUCAAUAACUUUGUGGGUGUAAGGAAUUUUACUUUUUGAAAUAUGGCAACCCUAAUUGAGUGGGCAUGCUCAGCCAGCGAGGGAAGCCUGGGAAUUCCUGAGUGAGCUCCCCUGUAGGGCAAGUGGGAAGGGCAAAUAAGUGGGCAGGCAGGUGGCCAGGCAGGCCUUUCUGCACUCCCACUGUUGUCAUCGCAGCCACUGGCAGGAGGAAGAGGAAUGAAAGGGGGGAAAGUCACCAAACCAACACUGUCCAACAAAACAAGGCGAUGGUGUAUGAGAUGUGAGUGAGCAUGUGCAAUAACCAGGAUCUGAGACUGAAAUAUACUCGGAGUCGAGUGUGAAUUUCAUGCUCUUUAUUCAGCUCAUAGUAGUAAUGAAUGAAACUUUCCCCAAACUUUACAUUAUUUACACAAUGGGCCCCGCGUGACUGACUAAUUCCGGAUUCACCUCCUCCAGAAGCCUGAUUGGCUGCUCCUGAAGGCCAAUUCACUUCCACCUGGAGCUGGAUUGGGUGGCUCCUGCGAACCAAUCAGACUGCUGCAUUCUGGAUCCUAUUGUUCUAGGAUUCAGCUCAGGUCAUAACAGAGACUAUAGUUUGAGGCUUUGCUCCUGUCUCAUGGUUUGGGGACAUGGCUCCUACGGUUUGGGACAUUGCUCCACUCUCAGAUGCCACUGUUUGGGACAGCGUCAGGGAAGGUGAUGAAGGAAAGGAGCUGGCAGCUCAUGGUUGGCCUGUAUGCCUGCUACAAAACUUAGAGUCUAAACUUCAGCUUUUGGAAACCAUGGUUUAGAUUUGUUUCUGAAAUAACCUACUGUGGGUACCAGAGUUACUGCUGCACCAAGAGACCUCAUUGGUCUCUCGCCGCUGUGAACCUCUUCUAACCCUUUUCUCUUCCAUCGCAGACUUCCUCCAAGCCCUGAGGGAUCUGCUGCCAGAGGAGCUCGAGGAGGCCGGCCUCAAUUCCAACUCAGUGCUCUUCACUCAGCAUGAAGUGGCCACCCUACUGGACACAUCAGCUUUCCAUUCUCUGGUCAGCCUUGGGCUAGUCCAAAGUUUCUUCUUCCUUUUCCCAUGCUUGCUGCCGGCUGGGGAACUGUGCCCAUCUUCUGAAGUGUGUGUGUGCUUACUUAAUGAUAGCCAGUAUCAAGUGCAGGGGCAAAUUAAAACAUGCAUAGUCCUUUCAUCAUAGUCCACACACCCGCACAGCCAUACACCCUUCGAACAUUAUACAAUAGCCUUAUAAUUGUGCAAUAAUAAUAAUUGGGGAUGCAUUGCAAUGAUCAGUGCUGUAUCCCACCUGAAAAUAGUAGCAAACAAAAAAUUUAUGGCACAAGUUUUCGCAAACCACAGUCCACUUCAUCGGUUGCAUGAAGUGUUAUUCUGAGUUACAUGAUCAUGUACACAAUUUGGGGGAUGAGAUCAGAAGGAAAUGAAACACCCAUAAUGAAUGUGUUAGUCUUUAAGGUGCCACAAGACUCUUUGUGACUUUCAUUGCAACAAGACUAACACAGCUGCUGGAAAUCCUUACUUACAGACUUUCGACUCCGUCAGUUGCAAUGACAGUGAAGAGUUGGAGCAGCUGCAGCUGGAAAUGACAGACCUGCGGCAAGAAGUCCGGAGGUUAAAGGUGAGAGGCUCACCCAGGUGGGUUUGAUUCCAAGCAUGUUGAUGCCAUGCUCACAAAAGCUGAAAGACACCACAAGCUGCCAUAUACUAAGAAAGGCCAUCUAACUCAGUAUUGUCUGGUGGUUUCAUAUGGGGGACUAUUAUUCUUUUCUGGAAAUGCAGUUGAACCUGAGGAUUUCUGCAUGUGUUUUUUAAAUGGAUGGUGAAGUUGCAGAUCUGUCCAGGGCAGUGUUUUUCUUUGGGGUUGGACAGUAUUGCCUGGCUGGCUGGGUGAGUUUGUGACAUUGCAAUCUGUCUUCUAGUCUCUCCUGAAGGAGGUAGAAAGCAACAAGAAGUCCAUGGAAGAUGAGCUCCAGAGACUGAACCAGGUCAGUGAAAAGCUGGGUGAUUGAUUACACUCUUGAUUUUUUUCAUUGGCAUUUUUUGUGCAGGUAAUUAACAUGAACGCAGGAAGCUGCCUUAUACUGAAUCAGACCAUGGGUCCUACUAUCUCAUUAUUGUCUGCAUUGACUGGCAGCGACUCUCUUGGGUACCAGACUGGGGACUUUCCCAGCUGUUGCUGGAGAUGGAUGCUAUACUACUUAGCUGUCCUUCCUCAGAUGGGUAGAAUUACAGUCACAGGUCACAAUGCAGAAAUCCAGAUGAAAGAUGCAACUAAAACCUAACUAUCUAACUAAAACAUAUAUCUUGCAAUAAAAAUAACUUGAAAAUACUUUAUUAAUUCUUCCUUAGCAUAUAUGAAAAGCAGAUCAGUUAUUUGUGCACAGAUUUAUAAGCACAAUGUGACAAAUAAUGUUGUAGCAAUUACAUAUUGCUACUCGUCACCCCAGUGGUGAGAGAUUCCUUGAAUUCCAGGGCUUACCCAGGGUUUGGUUUCCUGGAAUGAGAGACAGCAGAGACUGUGGUGUCCUUAUGAUGAAUGGCUUUACUUACACAUAUAUACAACCUGAGCAUAAGAUUUGGGGGAGGGGGUGAUCACAGCAUUAACACCCCAACAGAUCUUGCUUCUCCAUUAGUCAAAGCUGUGGCUCCAUCACAGAUCAAGUAUAUCUUUGUGUCCAGCUUCUAGCCUGCUUUUUGCACAGCUCUCUCUCUCUCUCUCUCUCACACACACACACACUGUGUAUUGUUCUUCUAGGUAGCAGCUAGGUGAGUGCGGUGGAGAAAAGGCCUACGCAUUAGCCUGGAGGGAACCAUCUCUUAGAUGUAGCUCUUGCAACUUAGCAAAUCUUUUUGGGAUGCUGAUGAGGACACUUAAGUGGCCUGCUAAGGUCAUUGUCUUACAAAGAAACUUGUCUGACUAGUAUUCCUAAUAGAAUCCUACCUUGAGAUCAAACCCUCGCUAGGUAUGGGACCCCAAGAAUUGGAAGGGAAUCAAGGCAUCAUUCAGAUUGUUAGCCCCCUCCCCACCCGACAAAAGAAUAAUUCUGCCACAUUGAUAAUGUCUGUUUUCCCUUGUCUCUUUUUAGACCAGUUUUGUAAAACUUGAAAUUUAGUCUUUGUGGGAUUCUUAAAAUUUAUUCAGAAGUCCUAAGCUGUAGCUUACUUAGUUUGGGUAUAAAUCUGGCCCUCGUGAUUGGGAGUUUUAUUGAUGGACAUGUAAAGGAUAUGGUUUCGGGAAAAGGGAAGGGACUGAUUGUUGCACUUUGGGAGUAACAUCCCGCUUCUGUUCCCCCAUUCCCAGAGGGCACUGGGCUUCCUCUCAGAGAACCGAACCCUGCAUAACAAGCUGCAGGUAGCAGAGGUGUCCCAGCGGCAAGCCCACAGCGCUGAGCAAGAUUACGAAGAAGUGAUCCAUUUGCUGGAGGCUGAGAUCACAGAGCUGAAGACUCAGCUGGUGGGGAAGAAGACGAAACAGGUUUCAGAAGCAGAGGUCAGUCUGCAGUGAGAGGAGGUAAUAGAAAAUGUAAUUUUCUGGAGUGUGGGGGCAGAUGGAGUUGGUCAAGUGAGCCUAUAUGGGGCAAGACAAUCCUGGCCGUCAUGAAGUUCCUACUGGGAAAGAUGAGGAGAGGGAUGGCAGCCCAUCCUGCUGGCUGUCAAGCAAAGUCCUUGCCUAAACUCCCAUGCUUUCUCCCAUGGGAAAGCCUAUUUUCCCAAGACAUCUUCUUCUGUCUCAAUCCUUCUACCCUCUUCUGCUUCUCUCUCCAAAACAGAGUGAUGUCCUAGAGCUGAAAAGGCGCUUGUCCCUGGUUGACGGGCAGUUGAGAAAGUCUGAGGUCACGCGGAAACGCCUGGAGCUCCACAAUAGGAAGCUGCUCUUAUUUGUGCAGGUGAUGUGGCAGUGCCGCCCACUCUCGGCCAACCCACCCCCUAAACAGUGCCCCAGCCCAAAAAUCUGUUCAGCAGUCUCGGCUUUCGUAGCUGGAGUCAGUCAGGGCCCCGUCCUCUCAGGCCAAGUGGAAAAUGCCUACAAGGCAGGAAGCAGGUCUUCCAGGAUUGACCGGAAAAUGGUCUCUGGCCCCUUCAGCAGCCUCAGCUUUCGUAGCUGGAGCUUUCCUGGUACUGACAUCAAGCUGACUGGUCAGUAGUUGCCUGGGUCUUCUCCCCCCACCCUUUUUGAAGAUGGGAUCAACAUUAAAUGGCUUUGACUGACUUGUAUAGAUUGUUUAUUUUGCUGUGGAUUGACUACUUGGGAUCAGAAGUCAGGGCACUGAAUUGACAAUGAGCUCAGCAAAAUAAAUAAAAAACUGCACCAUGAUUGGUGUGAGAUUUGUUCCUGUAAUUCUGAAAGCCAUUUCCCCACCCCCCCACUCCAUUUCUAUUUUCACACAGAAUGCCCAUAAGCUUUUGAGCACAUCUAGCACAUUACCGGAGGAGAAGAGGUAAGAAUGGCGUGUGGGAAUUGUUCUUCCUCAGUUGCUUGUGUCAGGUGUCUUUGAAUUGUGAGCAUGCCUCCUGUUUGCCUGGAUGGAGGGGUAGGGAUGUUUGUGCAUGCAUAAAAACCUCUGGCUUUUGUGUGACUGGGAUGUAGCUGACUGUACAACGCUAAGAAUCACAUUCAUUGAUCUGGCUACUUUUUUUGCUUCUUGCCCUGCCCACCACCAACAUGUGUCCACCCCACGAUGUUGCGCAAGAGGGCAUGCAGCCCUUGGACUGCAAAAGGCCCUCCCACCCCCCUUAGUGUGGUGGUCUGCUUAAGGCAACCUAGUGAGUUUGUGGCUCAGAUGAGAGUGAAACCAGGUCAGGGUUGGUGGGGGCACUUCCCUUGCUUGUUUAGCAUGUCCAUCUUAAAGAAAAAAGGGAAACAAUAUCUUUUUUUUCUCUUGUAAGAGCUGACAGUCAAGCAGAUGAGGAUAAAACAGGAAGAACAACAGAAGCUCCUCUUCCACCUCCAGAUCUUGCAGGCUUGUUGAUAGCAGAGGCAAAAGAACUCUUGGAGCCCAUCUCAUCAUCUAAUGCCACAAAGGAAGGUGAGUUCCUUGCAGCUUGGAGCUGGUUUAUCUCACUGAUGAAGAAUUGGUACUGACUGCCAACAUGCUGCUGGCACUGGUGGCCCAUUGGAACUGGUACUGCAGAAGCUAAGAGCCAAUGGCAUGUGCAGCCGACUAACUCCAGGUUGCUCCACAUCCUCCUCGGUCCUGAGUUCUACAAGACACCAGCCCAUAAACCGGUAGUAAGUGAGAAUGUGGGUAGGUGGGGGCUGGCUGAGGGCAAUUGGAGGCUGGUGAAGUAGUGUCAUCUUAGCCCUGAUGGACCAGUCUCCAUUGGCUACUGGGUCAAAUUUAAGGUGUUCCUGCCUGUUCUCUGAGAUAUUCCAGAGUAGCGUUGCAAACUGUCCCAUAUAACAUCAAUUUGGCAGGUGCAAUGAAAGCAGCCCUGUUAUUGUGGAAUUUGGUGGCUUUGUACAUCAAGCAGGUGUCCUCUGGGUUUGGGUUCAGGCACUAGCUUAAAGCAUUUUUAUUUACACAAACGUAGCCUGCCAUGUGACCCAGUUUUCGGUUCUGUCAAUCUUUUACUUUUUAUGUUUUUAACCUUUGAUUUUAUGAACCCUGCUUUGGUUAGAUCAUUUCUUUGAUAUGGUGGCAUAGAAAUUUAUGUAUAAAUUCAAAGGUCUCUCCCUAGAGCAGGGGUGGGGAAUCCCAGGGACGGGUGUCAAAUAUGACUCUCUGAGCCUCUCUAUAUGGCCCUCAGAACUGCUUCCUACGCCCAAUGUUUUUGUGUGGCUGGUGCUGUGUUCCUUGAACUCUGAUCAUGCCUCCUGCUUCUCUGGAUGGAGAACAGAGAAACUAGUCUACUCUAAAAGGGUAAAAUUUACAUUUGUUGCUCCACCCACUUUUGCCUCUGGCCCCACCCAGCACUGGCAUAUGUCACCCCACCAGAAACUUUUCCAGAAGGGAAUGUGGCCCAUGGACUGAAAAAGGUUGCCCAUACAAACCCAAGAGGGGAAGCAGCUGAGAUGCUUGAUGCAUGGGCAGCCCAUGUAAUAGACAUGGGGCUGUUAAACAUGAGACACAAAUCUCUAUAGGCAAUUUUGCACAGGGGUCUUUUCCAAGAUCACUUCCAGGCAACUUGUUUAUUAACCAUGCAUCAUAAUUAUUUUUUGAGGAGGGAGGUUUCAAUGACAUCAGCUGUUUAUUGAACAUUCAUUCUUAAUUGUUUGGGGGGAGGUUAUAUGAUGUUGCCUCCACCAAUUGUUAUCUCACACUUUUCUAAUGCAUUUCCCAUACCUUAUGAAUAAGGGGUGGGGGGGAUUUGAGGGAAGGAAGAGGGUUUGUUGUAAAAGAGUGCCAAACCAAUUUGAAUUGCACAACUUGAAUUUGCUAGUAUGCGAUUGAAUCACCCACUGGAAACUAGUAACAGUCUGGAAGCAUCCCAAGAUUAAGUUGUAGCUGAUUAAGACCAGAAGAUCCCUCCCAGCCUUUAAUCAAGGGUGCCCUGUCCAAGGUGCUGAAGCUAUACUCAUAGCUGCUGCAAGCCCUGCCCUUUCACCAGUUGCUGCAGACAUCUUUUGAAGUGGUUCUCCAUACCUAGGACUUGAAAGCUGCUUUAGAGAAAAAGAAGGAACACCCCAAACCAAGUUGUACAAAACUUCACAGCACAUGUUACGCCCUGUUCUACAAAAGACGAAUCAUACAAAUUGACUCAAUUUGUAGGCAAUGCACUCAAAAGUCCACUUUUCGAAAACUUAGUUACAUCACUUGGGUUCAUGUAUUUGGGGUGAGUUGAGAUUUGAUUGAUAAGCCAAUAAAUUUGAGGGCUUAAUGCUGUUCUGAAAGUAUUCAGCUUCCUACUCAAAAGUCAGCCUCCCUUUGAACUCUCUUUGUGGAAGUUCCUUCCCUGUAAUGCAGUUCAAUGCCACUUGGGGGAGUGUUUGUGUAUGAACACCGAAGUCACACUGGAAUAUGUGUUUGCACGGUUCUUUCCUUCAGUUAAAAUCCUCCCACUCAGCUGACGCAGGAUAAGAAAGUAGCUGCUCCGUUGCUCCAUGUGUACACACACACACACACACACACACACACAGAGGAAGCCUGCAUCUCAGAUGUAUGAGUGUUGAUGGCUUUGGCGAGUGGUGCAGCAAAGGUACUCUACACAUGCUCAGGGGCAUCCAUUCUUUGUUGCCACACAUAUUCCAGGAGUCAGCUCAGGUACUGAGCCCUAGUUCUACCUAAGGUUUGAGAAUAGGUGGUUACAGAACAAUACUCACACACCUGCUUCAUGGACAUGAACACAACUGUACAGUGGAACAUAUAUUCCCAGCUUUGACACCCUGGUGGAGCUUAAGAAGGGGCUUAGAGCCAAGUGGGAGAGUGGGCCAGUGGGUUGGUAAGAGAGUGGGGUUGAGUUCUUCUGUGGCUUAGAUUAAAAUCUGAGCAGGAGAAGAACUUUGGGGGUGUGGCUAUGUGUGCACCAUGUUGCUGGUCACCUGACUAGAUCCUAAUUUAUGAUGUUCAGCUGUUGAUUUAAGAACUGAUAACAUUUAAUACCACAUUAGACCUGUUGUAUAUUGAUGUGACUGUGCUUUCUGAACUUUUACUCUUUCACUUGGGUUGGCAGCUUUUCUGUAUGACUGGGAUGACUGUACAGCUGAUGACAGCACCCCUGACUACAAAGAGUGAGUAUCUUGGCGCCUUUUCUUCAACAGGAAGCUUGUGAGCCAUCUCUGGUUUAUGCAGCUUCUUUAAAUCACCUAUCAGAGUCUCUGCCUCUCUUAUUCUCCUGUCUCUCCAAAGCAUAUGUAUCUGUUGCAUGAAUGGUGUCAUAAAGAAAUGUAGCAGCCAGGACUGACUUCUGAAAUUUCACCAGGAACUCUAAAGCCAGAUGGACUAGAAACUUACUCCCCCUUCCCCAUUUUAAAUCCUGUGCUUGCAUAGUCUAGUUAUGGAAAUGAAGAAGAAAUACUACCAUUUGCAUUGGACCAUCUGUGUAUAUGGAGUUUUACAGCAUAAUACUUACAAAUUUUGCUGUUCAUUUAUAACUGUUUUCUGCUGUUGAAGGUCUGCUGUUUAGCUGGAUUUGUUGAUGGUCUUUGUAAUUGUAUUAUUGAAAUGUGUUCUUUUUGGUUUCUAUGCUAUGCCUUCGGCUUAGUGGCUCCUUUGUAGUGAGUGACUAAUGCCCAAAUAAAAUAAAUAAAUAAAUAAAUAAAUAAAUAAGGUAAUGGUGAGAGGGCAGAAAGGGAAAAGAGGCAAAGGUAACAUGAAGUAAAUGUGAGCUCAAUGCAGUUACAUAUAUUUAGAUUCUUGCCACUGGAAAUGAAGACCAGGGAUUAGGUAAUGGCAUAACAAACCUGAGAUUUCAAAGCACCAGGUAAUGAUCCUACAACCAAUGGUGCUACAUGGCAAGAUUUCAGGCAGAUGAUGGGGGUCCCACUCAGCAGAAUGACCAGAGAGGUUCCCAAAUGCAACAAUGCCAGCUCACCACAUUUUGAAGUAAGUAUUGCUACCAAGAGACAACAUACCGGUAGCAAUCUGCCUUGUGCUGAGACAGAACAUUGGUCCAUCUAUCUCAGUUACCCCUAUUCUUACUGGCAGCAGCUCUCUAGGGUUUCAGAUAGGAAUCUGUCCCAGCCCUUUCUGCCAGAGAUUGAACCCAGGACCUUCCACAUGCAAAGCAGGUGCUCUAUCGCCCAGCUAAACACCAUCCCCUAAUCUUAGUUCUAAGAUGAAAGUCUGUUUCCCCAUCCUGUACCUCCUGCUUGUUAUCUGAAUUAUUAAAGGCUCUUCGAAAAUGUGGUUGAAAAUGCAUCCAGUUUAUUAAAGAUCAAACUCUUUAAUCCUCUUCUUCUCAUAUCCGGAUGAUCUGCCAGACCACCCACAGCUUCCUAAAACAGCACACCCAUGUCAUUUGUUCUGUCCCCUGAGACUUAGAUCAGCUGCUUGCAGUUUGGACCUCUGAGGUGUUUGUUGAACAAAAAUUUGGUGUGUGGGUGUGUGUCACAGACUAUUAGAAACUGUGCACACUUCCAGAUCCAAGUUUGGGGUGGGGGCUUGGCCAAAUGCCCUAUGCAGAUCCUCCUAUUCUUCCCAGGCCCCACUGACAUACCUGCCCAGAGGGCAGAGGGACAGACAAGUGGAAGAUACUGCUCCAUCUUCCCUCACGCUUGCCACUGCUUGCUCUUUUGCAGAUGGGAGGCGAAUAGGCAGUGUCAGCAAGGAGGAGGGCUAUGAACAUAGGGAGCUGCCUCCCACUAGGUCAGAUGGUCAGGGCCAAUAAUGCUUCUAAAGUCCAGUUGGUGGAAGCCACAGGAGAGGAGAAUGCUCUUGUAUUUGGGUCCUGCUUGAGGUUUCCCACUGUGUAAACAGGAUGCUGGACUAUUGAAUCACUUUGACUUCAACGAGUUGAGCAUGUUUUGCACAGACACAAAUGCAUAUCUUCAACCACAAGAGCUGCCACAAAUUAAAGCCCAAUGGUUGCCAUUAAUCUGAUUUGAAUUAAUUUUAUAAUGAAAUGAUUUUAGAAUGUUGUAUCAUUUUACUGUUGUUAGCCGCUCUGAGCCAGGCUUCGGCUGGGGAGGGCGGGAUAUAAAUAAAAUUGUAUUAUUAUUAUUAUUAUUAUUAUUAUUAUUAUUAUUAUAGAUGGGCCUCUGGCCUGAUCUAGCAGGAUUCUUCUUAUGUUCUUAUGUUUAUUGGUCCAUGUAGCUCAGUAUUGCCUACACUGACUGGCAGGGAUUUCUCCAAACCCUGCUUGGAGAUGCCAGGGAUUGAACCUGGAAUCUUCUGUAGGCAAAGCAGGUGAUCUACCACUGAUCUAUAGCCCUUUCCCAUAAUAAUAAUAAUAAUUUAUUAUUUAUACCCCGCCCAUCUGGCUGAGUUUCCCCAGCCACUCUGGGCGGCUUCCAAUCAAGUGUUAAAAACAAUACAGCAUUGAAUAUUAAAAACUUCCCUAAACAGGGCUGCCUUCAGAUGUCUCUUAAAGAUAAGAUAGCUGCUUGUUUCCUUCACAUCUGAAGGGAGGGCGUUCCACAGGGCGUGCGCCACUACCGAGAAGGCCUUCUGUCUGGUUCCUUGUAACCUCACUUCUUGCAAUGAGGGAACUGCCAGAAGGCCCUCGGCGCUGGAUCUCAGUGUCUGGGCUGAACGAUGGGGGUGGAGACGCUCCUUCAGGUAUACAGGACUGAGGCCGUUUAGGGCUUUAAAGGUCAGCACCAACACUUUGAAUUGUGCUCUGAUACAUUGGAUGGCGACUGGAGAGCUGUGGGCCUUGGAAGGUGCCUGUCCUAGUAUGAUCUGAUUUCAGGAUGUAAGGCAGGAGUUGCCGCACCAUAGAUAGUUCCAAGUAAGCAACUUCCUCCAACAAAGGUUGAAAGGAGAAAAACCUCUCGCUACCUGGUUUCUUCCCUGAGUGACUGGAUGUGCCCGGGUCACCUUUUCUUGCUGGGUUCCUACAUGAGGUUCAGUGCACUGGGAAAUCAUCCUGCCCCCAAAUCCCGUGUUAAUUAGUUGGUGAAGCUGACAUAAACUGUUCCUAGAUCACUUGUGGUAUGAUUUGGUGUGCAUGCUUUAAGAUCUAAUGUUCUUAAUCUGUUUUACACUGUUUUGAAUUCUUUUAAAUAAUUUUUAUUGACUUGAUUAAUAUUAUUGUGCUUUUAAUUAUGUCAUUGCCUUUGAGACUAUAAAGUGGGGUGUGAAAUCCCCAUACUAAAUAAAUGAAGCAAAUAGUGCAUCUGUAGAAUCAGCAAAGAUGCACGGAGGGGAAGCAUCUCUUCCCAUGAGGCCCAUUUUCACAUCAGGACUUCCUGGCUGUAAUCUUAGGAGCUGAGCCAGGAUCCCUUCCCGUUUCCUUUGUUCUUCCCUUGUGUUCUUUCCACCUCCAUCUCCUGCCCCCAAACCCCGCCCCGGAGUGACGCCUGUUUUACUUUUCCAGCCAUCUUCACCAGAAGACAACGUGGCCUCCUCCUCCUCCAAGUGAAAGCACCAAUGGCGAUCCACAGCCUCCAAGCACCUCCAAGGGUCCCUCUGACAAGCCUGCAUAA
Messenger RNA from Podarcis lilfordi (Lilford's wall lizard), 38501 nucleotides. The record is from the annotation of a GenBank genome assembly. NCBI's taxonomy places the organism in Eukaryota, Metazoa, Chordata, Lepidosauria, Squamata, Lacertidae.